This is a messenger RNA of Balearica regulorum gibbericeps (East African grey crowned-crane), 2247 nucleotides long. Lineage: Eukaryota; Metazoa; Chordata; Aves; Gruiformes; Gruidae. The record is from RefSeq and is a predicted model, not a curated record.
AUGGGGCUGAAGGCAGUGGGCGUCGAGAGAGGCUGGAGGUUGGGAACAGCGACCGGCCGUUUGCGAAGAUGCGAGCGUGCCUCCUUCCUGAGGGCAGGAGGUUUGAAGCAUGCUUUUGUAAAGCAAGGGGAAUGGGCUUUGCAAAGGUCCUCAGAGGACUGGCCUAACGAGCCGUCGCAGGAAGGGCAAAUGUUAAUGACCCAUCGCUGCAGUCUGCACAGGCAAAUUACCCCUUCUGUCCGGCUCUUCAAGCUGAUGGACUUCUGCCCAAGAUUUUCCAUUCUUCAGGCAAUUAUGGAAGCAGCAGUACAGAACAACUGGCAAGUGACAGCCAGAUCUGUAGGAAGCAUAAAGGAUGUUCAAGAGUUCAGAAGAAUUAUAGAGGAGAUGGACAGGCGGCAAGAAAAAAGAUACUUAAUUGACUGUGAAGUAGACAGAAUCAACACCAUUUUGGAACAGGUUGUAAUCCUUGGCAAACAUUCUAGAGGCUAUCACUACAUGUUAGCUAACCUGGGUUUCACAGACAUUGUUCUGGAGAGAGUAAUGCACGGAGGUGCCAAUAUUACUGGAUUCCAGAUUGUCAAUAAUGAAAACCCAAUGGUUCAACAGUUUCUACAACGCUGGGUGAGGCUCGAUGAAAGGGAAUUCCCUGAAGCCAAAAACUCACCAUUAAAGUACACGUCUGCACUGACCCAUGAUGCAGUCCUAGUCAUAGCCGAGGCUUUCCGUUACCUCCGAAGACAGCGUGUGGAUGUCUCCAGGAGAGGUAGUGCUGGAGACUGCCUGGCUAACCCUGCAGUACCAUGGAGCCAAGGAAUUGAUAUAGAAAGAGCACUCAAAAUGGUGCAAGUUCAAGGAAUGACAGGGAACAUCCAGUUCGAUACCUAUGGGCGGAGAACAAAUUACACAAUUGAUGUGUAUGAAAUGAAAGCUGCUGGAUCACGGAAGGCUGGUUAUUGGAACGAAUAUGAAAGAUUUGUGCCAGCAUUAGAUCAGCUGCCCUCUAACGACACUUCAUCCGUGGAGAACAGAACUAUAGUAGUCACUACCAUCUUGGAAUCACCAUAUGUAAUGUAUAAGAAAAACCAUGAACAACUAGAAGGGAAUGAGAGAUAUGAAGGAUAUUGUGUAGACUUAGCUUCUGAAAUAGCAAAACAUGUUGGAAUAAAAUACAAACUGUCAAUUGUUGGAGAUGGGAAAUAUGGAGCUAGGGACCCUGAGACUAAGAUAUGGAAUGGCAUGGUGGGUGAACUGGUCUAUGGGAGAGCAGAUAUAGCUGUUGCCCCCCUCACCAUAACACUGGUGCGAGAAGAAGUCAUAGACUUUUCCAAACCCUUUAUGAGCCUGGGCAUCUCCAUCAUGAUCAAGAAGCCUCAGAAAUCUAAACCGGGCGUAUUCUCUUUCCUGGAUCCUUUGGCUUAUGAGAUUUGGAUGUGUAUAGUCUUUGCUUACAUUGGCGUCAGCGUAGUUCUUUUCCUAGUCAGCAGAUUCAGCCCUUACGAAUGGCACUUGGAAGACAGCAGUGAAGAACCACGUGACCCUCAGAAUCCUCCUGACCCUCCAAAUGAGUUUGGAAUAUUUAACAGCCUUUGGUUUUCCCUGGGUGCCUUUAUGCAGCAAGGAUGCGAUAUUUCUCCAAGAUCUCUCUCAGGGCGAAUUGUCGGAGGAGUCUGGUGGUUCUUCACUCUCAUCAUUAUCUCUUCCUACACUGCUAAUCUUGCUGCCUUCCUUACGGUGGAAAGGAUGGUUUCUCCCAUAGAGAGCGCAGAGGACCUGGCUAAACAAACCGAAAUAGCCUAUGGCACUUUGGAUUCAGGCUCAACCAAAGAAUUCUUUAGAAGGUCAAAAAUAGCCGUCUACGAGAAAAUGUGGUCGUACAUGAAGUCGGCCGAGCCCUCGGUGUUCACCAAAACGACGGCAGACGGGGUGGCGAGGGUGCGGAAGUCGAAGGGCAAGUUUGCCUUCCUGCUGGAGUCCACGAUGAACGAGUACAUCGAGCAGCGCAAGCCCUGCGACACCAUGAAAGUUGGCGGCAACCUGGAUUCCAAGGGCUAUGGUGUAGCAACCCCCAAAGGCUCAGCAUUAAGAAAUGCUGUUAACCUGGCAGUAUUAAAACUGAAUGAGCAAGGCCUCUUGGACAAAUUGAAAAACAAAUGGUGGUACGACAAAGGAGAGUGCGGCAGCGGGGGAGGUGACUCCAAGGUCAGCCUCAAUGUCACCACAAUCGGGUACCUUAGCAAAGAGUAA